AGUGCCGUGCUCUGCCAGCCCGCGCGGGAGGGCAGUGCGGGGCCAGCGUACCUCCCUCCGUCCAUCCCUCCCUCGGCGGGGGCCGCCCCGGCGCGUGUCAGUGCUCCCCGCCCGCCCGCAAAUCCCGGGGCAGGGAGAGCCCUUCAUAAGGCGGCACGGCGGCGGCAGCGCGUCCAGGCCAGCCCGGACCAGCCCAGCUCGCUCCGCUCCCCUCCUGGCCCGGCGCGAUGGAGACGGGAGGGUGCCGCAUGGGCACCGCGGAGCCGGGCGCCCCAGCGAUGAUCACGCUGGAGGACCUGGACGGGAUGGCGGAGGAGAGCGCCGACUCGGCGUACCACAGCAACGGCAGCAGCCCGGACGAGGAGGCGGCAGAGCGCAUGGAGGACGAGGAGCAGGAGCGGCUGCUGAGCUACUGGCAGAGUGUGGGCAGGGGGCACCAGGUGGACGUGCCCCGCGAAAUGGCAGAGCCAAUUCAGCAGCUGACUAGAAAUAACAAUCCGCAGGAGAGACAGACUAUCCCAUUUACUCUGAUCCAGCGCAAAGAAAAGCUUGGAGAUCUGCUUUAUGAAAAACGUCAGUAUGGAAAAGCCAAAUGGGCUUGUAUAAAAAUGAAAGAGAAACAGUACGAACAGAGCAUAUGCCUUGGAUUCAUGAAGCUGAUGAGAUACAUUUGUGAGCAGAACUCUUCAGGACUGUACUUGGGGAUAACAAUACCCAUUGUGACCAUAGUUCAUACAAACGAAUCUCAAUCUGAGAUGAGACAGUCAGUGACAGUAGCAUACUACCUGCCCGAACUGCUGCAGGAUGAGCCACCUCAUCCUUUUGACUCUGACAUAAUCAUUGAAGAAUGGCCUUCUACUAUCGUUUAUAGUAGGAGCUUCAGAGGAAUCACCAAUGAAGACUCUAUAAUGAGAGAAAUAAACCUGUUGGCGGAAAUUCUGGAGAGCCCUGAGUUAUGCUUGCAGGAUACAUUCAUCAUUGCAGGAUACACAAAUCCAGCUGCUGCCAAUCGGCACAAUGAGAUAUGGUUCCUUCAGAGACCAUAGCCUCCCAUUCCUGAUGCUUGUCAGUCACAAGAUUCAACUCCGAUUUACUGGCAGAAUCUUACAGGUGAAUUACAGGAGACUAAAUAUCAAACCCUCAAAGAUUUUACAAUGUGUUUUUUAGCCAGGUUAGCAAGGUAAUCACUCCAACCUGAUAAUUCAACAGAGGUAAACACCCAAAACACACACACUUUCCCAUGUCUGCUUUUACAGUUUUUACACUAUUUUUAUGGAGAUCUGUAGCACUUUAGAAGCUAGUUCA
Pezoporus flaviventris is the source of this 1305-nucleotide messenger RNA. Its product is annotated as heme-binding protein 2-like. The record is from RefSeq and is a predicted model, not a curated record. The coding region runs from base 228 to 1046 and encodes 272 amino acids. NCBI's taxonomy places the organism in Eukaryota, Metazoa, Chordata, Aves, Psittaciformes, Psittacidae. The transcript is spliced from 5 exons.